GCACCAUGCGCCACCGUGAGUGAGAGGAGCCGCCACCGGGAACUGCUGCGGACUCUUUUCACACAUGACACCGGCCCGGGCCCUCCGAGCUCCCGGUUCACCUCCUCACUUUUAAACUUUAUGGACGAACUCCUCCGCCGCCGCUCGCCCGAAGUGACGCUUCCCAACUACACAGACGGAGUAAGACGACGAGCAGAAAUGGAGAUGUAAAUUGGACGUGGAGGAACAUUAAUACACUUUUUUCGCAUCCUGCUGGAGCUGCUUUUUUUUUUCUUCCGAUGUGGUCGCUCACGGACAACAGGAUUUUAAGUCAAGUUGAAUGAUGGCAUCACGUUGGGUUAAUUCUUUUGAAGAAGAUGAGAGACAACAUGCGAGAGCUUCGUUCUGUGAGAAUGACUCUCCAGACUGGAGAAACAUGGCAGAUUCUCCCGCAGCACCAAACCCAACCGAGGAGGAGCCAUUUUCAUGGCCGAGACCUAAAACUGUACGUUUACGUCGCACUUCCCAAGGCUUCGGCUUCACCCUGCGGCACUUCAUCGUUUACCCUCCAGAGUCGACCAUGCACUGCUUCCCGGAAGAAGAUUAUGGCCCCAGAGGAGGGAGACAGCGGAACAGGCUGGAUCCGAUGGACACCAUCUUCGUCAAGCAAGUCAAAGAAGGUGGUCCUGCUCACGGAGCUGGGCUUUGCACAGGUGAUCGCUUAGUGAAGGUGAAUGGGGCAAGCAUUAUUGGGAAAGCCUAUUGUGAGGUCAUAUCCUUAAUCCAAGACAGUGGUGACUUUCUUGAACUUUGUGUGAUGCCAAAAGAUGAGGAUAUUCUUCAGCUGGCCUACUCCCAGGAUGCCUACAUCCGCGGCCAAAGCAACUACAGCGGAAAUGCCUGUCACAUUCCUGACCCACCCCCAGUAUGCUACCCUAGAGUAGACUGUAAGCCUACGGGCAUGGCCCAGGCGACAGACACAGCGGGGCAGGUCUGCCGAGGGCCAACAGCACCUCCUGACCAUGGAUACCGCAAGGAGAUCACCGUGCCCCCUUCUCCUCCUCCUCCUCAAUCUUAUCCCAAAAGCCAGAUGGCAGUUUGCAUGCGCAACGACAGUGUGAGGACUGUGGUGGUUCCUCCUGAUGCAGCCCACAUGGUGCGCAAGGGUCCAGCUCACAGGAUGGAUUUCAUGGAUCCUGCCUUUGUCAGAGGGAGGCCUGGGUCACUGGCUCAGUAUCCUCACCACCGAAAGGCUGAUGCCUAUCCCAGUGGUCCAGGAAUGGUUCCAUAUGGAGGUCAGGUACCUCACUACCCAGGAAACCAUCAAAACAUUGAUUGGCGCACUUACCAGACAUACAGGGAGUACAUCGACAACAAAGGAAUCCAUUCCCAUGGUAGCCGGACUAUCCAGGAGAGGCUUGACAGUUUUCGAACUGCCAAUCAGACCAGCUUUGGUGCUACUCAUCACAUUCCCCGAGGAGACUGGGGCCCUAAGGAGAUACGACGGAGAAGUACCUCCCAUGAACGGUCAUACCAAGGACCUCCACCCCACUUUCAGAUUGCCCCACGCAGUGCCUCGCAGGACCGCAUGAGCAGUGCAGAAAGGAUGGGCCUUGCCAGGAACUGGCCCCCUCGAAGCGUAUCCCAAGAUGGGCUUGUGCACAAAGCUCGGGCUCACUCCACAGACUAUGUUGACCCUGCAGAGCUGGUAAGACUCAAUGAGAGGAGAGGAGGGUAUGUAAGGGCAGAACAAGGUACGAGGCCCAGCAGGCAGUCCAUCCCUAGACAAGCCAUGCUCCACAGGCCUUCUGUUGGAUACAGUGGUGGCAUGAGGGGGGCACCCAACCCUGUUCUCUACUCUAAAGGACCAGACUCUCAUCAAACACGCUCCUCACCCAUGCUCUCAGACAGACCCUCACAUUUUGGAAAGAGCACAAGUGCUGAUCAUUCUUUUGCUGAGCAAAGAGUUCCAGUCAAAGGAAACCAUCCAGGCCGCACUACUAAAGGGCCGAGCAGGAUACGGGCUGAAAGCGUGCAGCCUGUCGAGGCAGGCAGAGACGCAACAUUGGUAGGACACAGGUCUUCUUCUACCCCAAAACAGAUGCCUCAGAGGCCUAGCAUCCUCAAACCUCCCCACCUAGUCCCCCAGAGUCAGGUGAACGGGCGAAGCCCAACAGAGUCCGAAGUGGUUCUGAGGGAGAAGCCCCCCCCUGGAAAGAACCCCAGUCCUCUUCGACACCCUUCCUACAUUCUGGCUGUUAACGAUGACGGAGCAGAUUCCACAGCAGAUGUGGCGGCAUGCUGGCUUCCCAAUGAUGCACGUCGAGAAAUACACAUGCGCCGCCUUGGGGAACAAUGUCACACCUCCUGUUCUAGCAACCUGGAUGAGUCUCUGGACUCCAUUCCAUUCAUCGAUGAGCCAGUCAGCCCCAGUGUCGACCGAGAGGCCACUCCAAUCCCACCCUCCGCUGUGAUAUCUGUUGCACAGUCCAUGACUACAGGUCCCAACAGUCCUGGCUCGCCUUGUCUUACCAUUCGACGUCAACUAUCACAUGACCAAGACUCCUUGAGAAGUGCUUUAGAGGAAUCUGACACAGCCAGCAGAACUGAGCGGUCCAAAUCCUAUGAUGAGGGUAUAGAUAACUACCAAGAGGAGGGUAGAGGGAGAUCUUCCAGUAAGCACAUGCCCAGUUUCAAGGGCUUGAGAAAGGCUCUGGAUGGACAUAAAUCAUCUGGGGAUUCAGGAUCUCGAAGGGAUUCCUCAUCAGAUAUCUUUGCUGAUUCCUCCAAAGAAGGAAAGCUUAACUUAAGGCAGUUUAGUACUGAUAAAAACAAGCGUGUCAGUGGAGGAAUGAGAUCAUGGAAGCAGAUGUAUGGUGUUUUACAAGGUCACAACUUGACCCUCUACAAAGACAGGAAAGAUGCGCUCUCUCAUGUGUCGACACCAUCUGAAGAGGACCCGCUACGAAUCAGCAUCAAGGCCUGUCUGAUUGACAUCUCCUAUAGCGAUACGAGACGUAAGAACGUGCUGCGACUAACCACCUCAGACUGCGAGUACUUGUUCCAGGCGGAAGGGAGGGACGCUAUGCUGUCGUGGAUCAGAGUCAUUCAGCAAAAUAGCAACCCGGAUGAAGAGAAUGCUUCUGUCACAAGCCAGGACCUGAUCAGUCGAAAGAUCAAAGAAUACAACUUGAUGAGUGCACCCAGCAGCAGAUCUGAACCUUCCCCCAAAAGCUCCCGCCAGUCCCUCAGCAUCAAACAAGCUUUCAUGGGAGGGAAAACCGAGGGCAAGAGCCACAGCCCCCAUUCACCGAAAACAGGAGAGGAGCGAAGAGGGCUGAAAGAUGACUCCAGUCCACCGAGGGACAGAGCUGCUUGGAAAAUCGGUAUCGCAGGAAUGAUGAGGAAGCCGUUUGAAAAAAAGACUCCUGCUGGGGUCACAUUCGGGGUGCGGCUUGAUGACUGUCCAGCUGCACUGACUAACAGGUUUGUUCCUCUGAUCGUGGAGGUGUGCUGCAACGUGGUGGAGGAGCGAGGUCUGGAGUACACAGGGAUUUACAGAGUCCCUGGGAACAACGCUGCCAUCUCCAGCAUGCAGGAGGAGCUCAACAGCAAAGGCAUGAAUGACAUCGACGUACAGGAAGAUAAAUGGCGGGACCUCAAUGUCAUCAGUAGCUUGCUGAAGUCCUUUUUCCGAAAACUUCCAGACCCUCUGUUUACAAAUGAGAAAUAUGGAGAUUUUAUCGAAGCCAACAGAGCAGAAGACUCGGUGGAGAGGUUAAAAGAGCUCAAGAGGCUGAUCCAGGAAUUACCCGAUCAUCAUUUGGAAACUCUGAGAUUCCUCUGUGCUCACCUCAAGAAGGUUUCUGACAACUGUGAAAAGAACAAGAUGGAGCCUCGUAAUUUGGCCAUAGUGUUUGGUCCAACACUGGUGCGAACCUCUGAGGACAACAUGACCAACAUGGUCAAUCACAUGCCGGACCAGUGCAAGAUAGUGGAGAACCUCAUCCAGCAAUAUGACUGGUUCUUCACUGAAGACGGUGACGAGGACCCUGUUACCACAGCAGAGCAGGAUAGCACAGUGCAGUCUCAGCCUGUUCCUAACAUCGACCACCUGCUCCUCAACAUUGGACGAACCACAGCAUCACCGGGCGAAGUCUCAGAUUCAGCAUGUAGUGACUCCUCCAAAGCUAAGGGUUUGUGGGGGUCAGGGAAGGAUCAGUGUAGCAAAGAGAUGCUGCGCUCCUCCUUCUUCGCCAGCCGUAAACGCAAGAAGCCCAAGGACAAAAUUCAUCCUAGCAGCUCAGACGACGACCUGGACGGUGUGUUCAUCAAGAAGGAGCUCCCAGAGGAGAGUCACCAGCAGCCUCUGUGGUCCCCAGACACACGGACCGAGGAGGAGGAGGAGGGGGAGACGGAUGAAACCAGCGAGAAAGAGAGACACAGCUCAGAGGAGCAGCUGGACAAAAGCAGCAGGAAAGAGUCUCUCUCCAGCAGCCUGAUGUCGCAAACCUCCCUCUCUCUGCACCCGGAGCACAUUUCCUCCUACACCUCCCCCCCUCAUUCCCCAAACCUCAGCUACCGGAUGCCGAUGGCUCACCAGUCCUCUCUGUCCGACCCGCCCUCCAACUACGAUGACACAGUGUCCGACCUUGGUACGAUGAACAGCACCAGCUCUCAGGCCUCGGUGCCCAGGGUGAGACGCGGCCGGACGGUGGCACCGGGUCAAGAAGCGGGCCCCAGCGGGCUGGGGGCGGAGGUCUGCUCCAUCACCUCCGACUACUCCACCACCUCCUCCAUGACGUUCCUGACUGGAGCCGAGAUCAGCACCCUCAGUCCUGAAGUGCAGUCUGUGGCCGAGAGCCGGGGCGGAGACGAUGCAGAUGAUGAGAGAAGCGAGCUCAUCAGCGAGGGAAGGCCGAUGGAGACGGACAGCGAGAGCGACCUGUCUGUGUUCACUGUCGGGAAAACCGAGCAGAGAGAACUGCAAGAAGCUCUGCGACCUCUCGCCUCCCACAGACUCAUCGAAUGUGACACGCUCUCCAGAAAGAAAGCCGCCAAACAGAAAACAGACAGUGAGUCGUCGCUGGAAGGAGCUCGGAGCGAUAAAGAUUCCAACAGACUGUCCUGUGUUUUGGGUUCAGCUAAAGGCAUUUCAACCGGCAGCCUCAGCUCCUCGUCUCGCAGUGAGCUGGAUAAGACGGAGCCUGCGUGGAAGCUGAAGAUCACCGACCGACUGAAGGUGCGCUUGCGGACGUCUGUGGACGACAUGUUUGGCGUGGGCAGUCAGAGGAUCCGGUCCCCGGAGGGUCGCAGCAAGAAGAAGAACAUCCGACGCAGACACACCAUGGGCGGUCAGAGGGACUUUGCAGAGCUGUCCGUUCUGGGCGACUGGCCGCAGCACAUUUGCUCGGGCUCUCGGUCGGAGCUGUCAGCCGUGGACCGGCUCAAGCCCAAGUGCACCUCUCAAGACUUCUCCAUCGGCGACUGGAUUGCCAGAGAGCGCCACCGCACCAGCAACCCCGAGGUCAGCCUCGACUUCCCUGACCAGCAGGGGGGUCUGUGCAGCUCAAACUGCCAAAACCGCAGAGCCUCUUCCUCGUCGGAACUCCCACAUCGUCCAGCUGAAGCGGUGAACGGGGACGUUCCCCAGAGUAAAAACCUGAGCCUCUCGGCCACCGCUCACCCGCAUAAACUCGCCAGUUCCCAGGUGGUUCAUUCACGAUUCUAUCAGUACCUGUGAUGUGACGGACACGUGUGACUGUGUAUGUUCUUUGUCUGUGACAUAUGUACUUACUUGGGAGUCUGUCGAUAUAAUGUCUGUAUGACCAAUGUUUGUGAAUGAGCAUGUUGUACAAAACGUGUCAGGAGUGUGCGUCUGUAAGUGAUGUGUGUGCUCGUGAAAAGAGAAUUACUGUACACAGGGAUCGUUGAUCUUGCUCGUAUAUAAGGCAUGGAACAAAAUGUUGUUUUUACCUUUUUAAUUUCUUUUAUUUUUUAAUGACAAAUGACUCUGGGAUGGAUCAGCAGGAGGAUCCCCUCCCUCCUAAUUCAAAUCCCUGUUAUGCUGAAGGUGGAGAGGACCUGUUGCUCGGCGACGAGCCUGUGAAGCAUGUGCGAGUAAGUGUGAACACUCAAGAGUUAAGAUUGUUUAAAAGGUUUUAGCUAAGUGGCUUUAAGGAUGACCUGACUUCUAGGAUGAAUAGGAAGUAGUGAAAAAAAGAUUUUUAGUAUUGCAGAGGAGCUAUUUUUGUGUAAAGAAAGUUAUGAUGUUUAAAGUCAGUGAGUCUCUCAGUAACCAAAUGAAGAAUGUACAGACAUGCUUGCUGUAAUACUGACUAAAAGCUUUAGAUGCUUGUGUUUCAUUCUAAAAGUGUACAUAUCCCUAUUUUUCUGUGUACUUGAAUUGUUUUUGGUACAGCCUGUGUGUGGACUGCUUACAAGCUCUCUGCUGUCAAAGGGGCCUUUCCAAAGGUACAAAGGUCACGAGGAGACACUGGAGUUAUGCAAAUGGAGCCAGAUGUUCCCCCCCCCUCCCGGUUAUGGGGUUUUUAAGAGCAGUGAACAACGUCCCUCUGAUGCAAAUGUUCUGCCGUGUACUAGUGUCUGUGGUUCACACAUCUGCCGGUGACUGGCAGGAGAUCGCAAAGAGGAAGCAAAAGAAUCUGGGUGAAGGAAUCAGAAAAGAAAAUCAUGUAUCUUCACAAUAGGAAGUGCCUCACAAUGAAAUGUUAAGGGUGCCAUACUGUCUUUGUUGAGAAACACGAAGAUGUUACUGUGAAUGACAUUUUUAUUGUCGACUGUCAUUCUACAGGUUAGGAACCAAUAUGCCGAGCUUCCAUUCCUUAGGCAUUCCACUCUGGUCUUAACAUGUUUUGUACUUUUUUUUUUUUUCUUCUUCUCCUUCUCCUCCUGUUUUUUCAUUUUUUGAUUUUAACAGAACUUGAAUUUUAAAUAAUUCCUUGUAAAAUAAGUAACUUAAAUGUACAUAUAAAUGCCAUGUUCUAGCUGCUUUACUUGACAUUUCCAUCAGAUGGCAGGAUUAAGUACAGUAUUGAGAGAUGACGCUCACGCGGCCUGUGAGGGUGUUGCGGGCAGUUUGGUACUUCUCUGUGAGAGAGAGCGAGAGGAAACAUUGGAUUGAGCUGGACCAUUUGUACCGAUGCUGUGUUCCUCUGACUGCGAGAGGUCCUGAGACACUGGAAAUAAAAUUUGUCAAUUGCAAA
Molecule: messenger RNA, 7205 nt
Organism: Limanda limanda (common dab)
Lineage: Eukaryota; Metazoa; Chordata; Actinopteri; Pleuronectiformes; Pleuronectidae
Gene: arhgap21b
Product: Rho GTPase activating protein 21b
Exons: 24
Coding region: 320-5722 (1800 amino acids)
Biological process (GO): signal transduction
Molecular function (GO): protein binding; phospholipid binding
Source: RefSeq, a predicted model, not a curated record